AAGUCCAAGGAAACAGAGGAGCUUCAUGUCAGGCACAUUCAAUUCGAGGAGCAAAGAGCAAGGCUGUCUGAAGACCUGAGAGAGAGAGAGAAGAGAUUGCUGUCAUGUGAACAGAGGUACCAGUCGCUGCAGAAACAGCUGCUGGGUGUGGAGCAGCGGGAAGAGGAAAUGACACAGAAGCACAUGCAGGUGGAGAGUGAAAACAGAACUCUGAGGACAUCGCUGCAGCGGGCCCAGGAGGAAAUAAGCACUCUGACAGAACAGAGUGAGAAGGCUGCUCUGGCUCAUCAGCACACAGCCCAGCAGCUGGCUGAGGGACUGAAGCAGAGAGCGCAGGUAGAGGCCCUGCUUCAGAGAGAGCGGGCUCAGGCAGAACUUCGGCUGAAGGAGAAGGAGCAGGAACUGAGGAUGGAGAAAGAGAUGGAGCUCCACAUUGAGAUGGAGAAGAACAGGGAACUACUGCAGCAGUACCAGAGAGAGGCUGAGCAACUUCGAAAGAAGCUGCCCUCCCUGGUGCAGACAGCCACAGAGGAGCUCCGGGCGGAGGUGGCGGCAGCGGAGGAGAAGCUGAGGGAGAUGCAGGAGGGCCAGGCCAAGCAGGAGGAGCGCAGGGAGCAGGAGGCGCUGCGCUUCGGCAGGACGGUGUCGGAGCUGGAGCGGCAGCUGCUGCAGGCCCGGGGAGACGGCCAGCAGGGGGCGCUGCAGCUGGCCGAGCUCAGGCAGGAGCUGGAGCGGACGAGGCAGGAGACCAGUGUUCUUCAGAAAGAGAACGCGCUGCUGCAGGAGACGGUGAGGCGGGAGUGUGAGGAGCGAGGGGAGCUCACGGCCGCCCUGACGCAGGCCCGCGAGGAGCUGCUGGAGAUCAGGCACGCACCUGCCCAUGCCACCCGAGGGCCCCAGCGCCCGGGCCCCACGGGGCCCCGCAGCCCCACAGAUGGGCUGACCAAGGAAAGGGAGGCGAGCAGCGGAUCGGGGAGGAGCGGGACGUUCUGGCACGGAAGAGGUGGGGGGAGAAGGGGAUCGCAGGUCACCCUGCCCAGACUGCCCCAGGAGAGGACGGCAUCAGUGAGCCAGGCUAGGGUCUCCCUAGUCAUGGGCUGGAAGGAGAGAUGUUGAGACACAUGCACAUUAAGACCAGUGUACUCAGGAAUACCAUGGUUACGCAGACUCUCCAGGGCCCCAUAACACUCACUCAAAAGCCCAAUUACCCUCUUACAGUCACACGAAUCACACACACACGCACACACACACACACGCAAGCAGGAAGCAGAGAGCGUGCCUGUGAACCAGCAGCAACCCCCUAGACACGCACCACUAGCUCACUCACUGGCUCACACACACACACACACACCAUCGACACAAAGAGACGCGUGACUGGCCCAAGCAGGCCUUGAGAGAGACGGGGGGGGGGGGAGAUGUCACGCACACACAAUCACGCCCCGCCGCUGCUUCCUGCCGCCGUUUUCCCGUGUGAUCCACGCCGCUCGUUCCAUGCCAGGUUCUUCCCACGUUUUCCUUUCUACUUCCUUUCCGUACUCUUUUUUUCGAUGACUUGGCUGGAGAAGAAGCGGGAAAUCUGCGUGGCAUGGAAAUCAUUUCCUCUCGGAGCACCACACAUGGAACGGGUUUGGGCCCUCUCUUUCAGAGAUGCUCGAGAGAAGGCCGUGUGACGAGCUGAUUCUUACUGUCAUCACGGGGGCUGUGUAAAACAAAAAAAACGACAGAAAGUGUCUUUAUUAUCUUAAUUAACCAAAGCCUGGGGUGGAAGAGGGGGGUGUAACCGAGGCCUGACAGUCAGUAUUGCAGACUCCCCGCAGCCCCAUGGUUUUUUCCCUUAAUAAUCCUGCUAUCAUGUGCUUUCACUUUAUUUUCUCCAGCCGAGCUCGACAGAAGAAAGUAUUUAUGAAGGAAGCCAUGAUCCCAUUCACAGAGCCUGCUGCACAGCCUGCUGCCCUGUUCUUUUAUCAGACAGGAACAUUGUUUUCUCCCUGAUGUUGCGCUGGGUGAGAUGGAGAGUGAGCUAACUUUGGAGUGAUACAGGACUGUGUUCCAUACCUGUCUCUGUUCAGGUAUGAGGUCAUCUUUAGCGCAAGUGAAGUCAGCCCUACAGACUCUGAAAUGUUUGAACCUUAAAUUAUAUAACUGGAAGUAAUCUGAACUGUGCACAUAUGGUACUUGAGAUUCAGUUGAGAACUGAGUUUUGGGGGGAGGGGAGCGCCAGUGAUUGUGUGCAUGUGUGUGUGUGCGUGUGUGCGGGUGUGUGUAUGUAUCUAGACUUUUUUGUGCGUGAACGUUGUAUGUGUGUAUGGAUUGACAGUGACCUCCAUAAUGUUUGGGACAAAUACUUUUUUUUUUUUUGAUUUGGCUCUGUACUCCACAAUUUUAGAUUUGUAAUAAAAAAAAUUCACAUGCGGUUAAAUUGCAGAUGUUAACAAAGGGUAUUUUUAUACAUUUUGGUUUCACCAUGUAGAAUUUUUUUAUAAACAGCCCCCCAUUUCAGCGCUUCAUAAUGUUUGAGACAAAUGGCUUCACGUGUUUCUGAUGAGUCGGGUGUGUUCAAUUGCUUCGUUAGUACAGGUAUACAAUGAUUCUAGAUGUUUGGUUUCCUUUGGAGUCUGUUAUUGGCAUUUUCAACAUGAGGUUGUGUCAAUGAAAGGUAAGGAAGCCAUUAUGAGGCUGGGAAAUAAGGAAAGGACAGUCAGAGACAUAGGCCAAACCUUAGGCUUACCAAAAUCAGGUCCUGAACUAAUAUUUAAUGUUACUCAUUAGAUAUAAGGUCUUGUAUAUUUAGGAUGCCAAGGUGCAGUGAGAUUAUCUUGACGUAGCUAACUUCAGUAGCCUUUUGUACAUGCCAUUCCCCUGGUUUCCAGGCCAUGUUAGUUAGCCUCACAUGCUAAAGGCUGCUUCAUAAUUCACUCCAAGAGAGGAGCCAUUGUUCUCUCAGACACCAUGUGUGCUGGUGAACACACACAUGACUAGACACACACACGCAACACGCGAGCCCCCUUUCAUAUCCCCUCUUUAUUUAGUCUUUUAGGAUUUUAGUUUAGAUGUGUGUUUAAUAAGGUGUGGAUUUGUGAGUGACUGCUGUUUGCAAAAGAUUUCACAAAAAGAAGUAAAGAGGCUACACUGCAAGAUGCAAGCUGCUAGUUUGCUGCAAAAACAGGAGGCAAAGUUAGUUUGCUAAGACGUACCUAAAACAGCCUGCAGAGGUUUUGUGGACAGAUGAAACCAAGAUUCACUUGUGCCAGAGUGAUGGCGAGAGCAAAGUGUGGAGGCCAAAAGGAACUGCUUAAGAUGCAAAGCAUCUGUGCAACAUGGUGGUGAGGGUGUUAUGGUUUCCCCAUGUAUGGUUGCCACAUGUCUUCCAUGAUAAUGUAACUGCUGAUAUCAGCAGGAGAAUGAAUUCUGAAGUGUACAGAAGCAUCUUUCUGCUCAUGUUCAAGCAAUUGUCUCCAAACUCACUGGAUGGCGCUUCAACCGACAGCAAGACAAUGAUCCAAAAUAUACUGCUAAAACAACAAAGGAGUUUUUCAAUGCUAAAAUUUUUCACUGGCCAAGUGAGUCACCUGAUCUGAAUCAAAUUGAACAAAUACUCAGCACCUGGUGAUGUCUAUGGCUCACAGACUUAAAGCAGUCAUUUCUUGCAAAUGAUAUGUGACAAAGUACUGAACAUGAGUACUUUAAUUUACAUGACAUUAACAUGUCCCAAACAUUGGGAUGCCCUGUAUUGGGGGAACUAUGUAGAAGGAGUGCUGUAAUUUCUACAAUGACACCAAAGUGUAUAAAAAUACCCUUAAAUAAAUGAGGAUGUGCACUUUAACCACAUGUGAAUUGUUACAAAUGUAAAGUCAGAGCCAUAUAUAUAUAUAUAUAUAUAUAUAUAUAUAUAUAUAUAUAUAUACGUCAUUGUCCCAAAAAUAUGUCCAUCUAUGUGUGUGUUUUUGUGCUAAAAUAUUUGUAGUAGAAUUGGAGCAUAAUGAUUGUGAUACACUUAUUGGUGGAAGACAGUGUUUUCUUGGAAGCUGCACUCAAGUAUAACUGGAGAAUACAAGGGGCUUGAAUUGAAGAUCACAUGCACAGUUAAAUAUCCAAAAAUAACUCAGCAUUUGGUUCCAAACAGACUAAUCAGAUUUGAAAGUACUCCCUCCCCCCUCUCUCUCUCUGUUUGUGUGUGUUUCUAUACCCUCUCUCAGAACUACAUUGGCUGAAAAUAGGCAUGUUUCUCCUCAGUUGUGUUCAUUCUGGAUGGCAGAGUCAGAGACAGGUGCUUGAGUGUUCAAAAGAUUGUCAUUCCCACAGAUCAAGUGUGGCAGCCCAACACAGAAUUUUACAUAAACAAGAAGACGCAGAGACACGGCUCUUGGGCACACACUUAGGCAGUGUUUGCUGGCCUUGUUUCCUGAGGCAUUGUAUCUCCACCUUGUGCACAUUCUCUGCUCCGUUUGGCUGCAAACAUUCCCUACAGCUGCACUCAUGACCUUUGACCCUCGGCCCUUUCAUCUUACCCUCCUGCACUGAAGGGCCUGGCGCGAUGCUUCCUGUCCAACCUGCUUUUGGACCUCUGCCUCUGUUCUCUUUGUUGUCCUUAGAACUUUCAACUCCUGCCAGAGACGUGUGUAGUAUCUGGCGCUGUGGUUUAGUUGGUCAAGGUGCCUGUCUGGUGAGCAGGAGCGCUCUGCAGCAGUUUAGCAGAAUGGUUUGGGACCUCGACUUGUAUCAUUGAGGAUGUUGUUUCAAUUCCCAGGUGGGCCACUGCUGUUGUACCCUUGAGCAAGAUACUUAACCUGGAUUGCUUCAGUAAAAUAAAUAAAUAAAAUUCAGCUGUGUAAACACAUUGAAAGUCAUGCAAUUACUCCGAAUGAGAGCAUCUGCUAAAAACCUCCAUUGUCAAUGUAAGAUCAUGCUAUCUUUUCUCUGAGUGAUGAAUAUUCCAAAUUUCAUUGCUAACUGAAAAGGAGGGGUACAAUCUUUAAGUCUUUGGGUCAGCUGCUGCUUUUCUGUGCCCCAAGUCCAUGUGAUGGUUUCCUCUCUUAUUGCUUAUUUGUCACACUGAAUGGUUUUGGAUCUUUAGACAAAAUGUAAUAUUAUACAAAAGGAAACUGAGCAAACACAAAACACAAUUUUUAAAUUAUUACUUCAUUUUCUUCAUGAAUAAAGUUGUCAGACAUGCAUAUCACUCAUGUGAAAAAGUAAUUGUCCCCUUAGUUACUCAAUCAACCAAUUAACCAAAUUUAAUUGAUUAUUAGAUUCAGCUGAUUGAACACUGCCAGGUUUAAUUGCAACCAGCCCUGCUGAAUGUAAACCUCACUCAGACUGAAUUUUAUCAUCAGAGUGAAGUAGUCACCACACAGUUUCUACAGGCACUCUCUACCACGAUCAAAGGAAAUACCAAAAGACUGUUGAAAGGGUUACAAAGCCGUUCCUAAGGCUCUGGGACUCCACAGAUCCACAAUGAGAGUGACAUUUGGAACAGUGGUGAAUCUUCCCAAGAGUGAUUGGCCUGCCAAAAUUUCACCAAGGACACAGUGACAACUCACAAAAGAUCCCAGAAGAACAUCCAAAGACCUCUGCAGACCUCUCCAACCUCAGCUCAGGUCAGAGUUCAUGACUUGACAAUAAGAGAGUGACUGGGGAAAAAAUGGAAUUCAUGGGAGAGCAGCAAACCACUGCUAACCAAGAGAACAUCAAUGCUGGUCUCACAUGCAAAAAAGCACCUGUAUAAUCCUCAAGAUUUUUGGAAUAAUUUUCAAUUGACAGACUUUUUGGUUGACCCAUUAUGUCUGGCAUAAAGCAAAUACAGCAUUUCAUAGUAAGAACAUCAUACCAACAGUCAAACAUGUUGGUGGCAAUGUGAUGGUGUGGGGAUGCUUUGCUACCUCAGGACAUGGUUGACCUGACAUUAUUUAAAGAACCAGUCAUCUGUCUGUGAGCUGAAGCGUAAUUGGGUUAUGCAGCAAGACAAUGAGCGAAGGUGGGGUUCUUUCCGCUAACUGAACCCACCACCCACCACCUUCCCCCCAACUCAGGGUCAUAUCACAUAUUUUCCACCUCUUUAACCUAAGGGUACAAAGUGAAGUGGAAAGUUAUAGCCAGGUUCAUUCUUUGCUAUUCAGUUAAAGGGUGAGAGAGAAACAGUGUGGCCUGGAUCCUAGGUCAUUUUACAUCAGACACUCAGACUGUUGAAGUGUAUGUAGCUUUCUGGAGAAAGCAUUAUGAAACCUCCCCUGACACAAGAGUACUCAUCCCAGCCUGUGCUGAAGAAAGACACUCUUGCCUACUGGUACCUAAUAGCUGGGGAACUGCACUAGAUGCAGGUCAAUCCUUCAGUAUUUCUUUUCAGUAAGAGAAUAAGGGGAAGUGACCCUUGUGCAGUACCUGUUUGCCUUGGAAACAUACUUGCGUACCAUGGCAACUGGCCUACCUUCGGGGUGGUUAGUUUUUGCCAUGGUUACUUGGCUUUGUAGCAUGGCAACUUACCAACUUGAACAUCUGGGUGUGGAAUCUGUUCCUGUCCAAGGAAACUGCAGAUGUUUUGAAACUCCUGAUCCUGUUACGUCAAUGCCCAUGGGCUAGUAUGAUCACUCCUCUCUGCGUAGAUCACCGCACUGGAUCAUUCUUCUCUGUAUAUAUCACCACACUGGAUCACCCUUCUCUAUAGAUCAUUACACUCUGGAUUACUUCUGUCUGUACAGAUCACCAUGCUCGGGAUCAGCCUAAUCAGAUAACCACUGUGUAUUUGAGAUGAGAGGCUGGCUCUUGGUUUCUGUACGUGUGACAGUGUUGUCAGUAGGCAUCAGGUUUCAGCAUCCCAAGUACUUUGUGUUAAAGAAUGUGUGGUGAUAUCAUACAGGGGGCAGACUAGUGUGGAUAUUAAAACAUCUUUUGGCAAGAUAUUUCAUAUGUAGCCUAAAUAUAUAUUGUUUAUGUUUUAUAUCAAGUCAAAUGACUUUGAAGGUGGCUGAUCUGAAGUGGGGAAAUGGCUAACAUCAUCACCUAAUUUUUGCCCAGAAUGUAAUCACGCUCCACAGUAGAGGAUGGCAUCAUAAGCUUCUACUCUAAGUGAACAGAGCCAUGGGAAAGUGCCAAUAGGAGUAGUGGAGAUGAGGAGAAGAAGGCCAUAGGAACAGCUGGUGCUGAGUGCUGAGUAUACACUGUAUUUUUAAUCUGGGUGAUGGCAGUUCAGGGAGACUGUCUGAAAACCUUACUCUAAAUGUUCCUAAACACGUCCCAGUUUCAGUGAGAAAACAAAGGGAAAAAACUUCAGCUGUCCCAGCCUGACUGACUGUAGGAGUGUGAAAGUGAGAGGCAUGGAAUGAAGAGAAAUGUUUCCUCCCAUCCUGCACUGUGGCCUCUGUUCUAUUACUGAAUCUCCCAGAAACCAACACAAUCAGGGAUGCCAAUGAAUAGCCCCAAGAUACUCUACUCUCAAAGAGGUCAUCUGUGAGCGUGCCAUGCCCUGAAGGACCAAAACAAAAUCAAUAAAUAAGAAACGCUCAGGAAAAAAAAGCUUGGCUUAAACUGGCUAUGCUGCUCUGGUUUGUCUUUCUUUGCUUCCUCCCCUCUUUUAACACACGUUUAAGUAUGAUGAGUGGAAUGUGCGCGUGUCACAGGGGAAGUCUUUCAUGACUGUGCCGAGGAUCGUGCCUAUAAACGAGCCCCUCCUAGCACGGGGUGAGCCUUUUAGCCCAGUGCUCCUGUUUGUGAUUUAUGCGCAUUCCGAGAUUCCGCCACCUCCCCCUACGCCUUCCCACACCCACAAUCGCCGUCGCCAAGGCGACAGGAAACACGCGGAGGGCUCUCCGUGGGGAUGGCGUGAGCACAGGGAAGGUGUUGCCGCAACAGGAAGUGACUGCGAAACCUCAGCCCAUCAUUUCCGAGCAUACUAAUGUGAAAACGUGUCAUGAGGCUAGGAGCUCAUAUGUCCUUUUGUAAAUCCACCCGAGCUUAAAUGUUCUCUUGUCAAACCACAUUUUUUUUGUGGGAGUUUCAAAACAAGAGCUUUAUAAAGAGCUGACAUAGCAGUAGAUGUCCACUCGUACUCAUGUGCUUGCUACAUUUUUCUUUCUAAAUGUUUUGUGUUGAUGCUGUGUGAAAGCCUUCUAGCUACAUGACCUACAAGUCCACAGUGACAAAAAGACCUCUGUUUUUGGCACAACAGAUGCUGACUUUAGUGGGUUACCAAAUUAGCCUUGCUACAUAUAUUAUUCAUUUUUGGUAACACCAGUUCACCAAGAAUCGCUGAAGGCACUGGGUAAAUUCUUCAGUAUAUUAAUAGGAUUAAGUUCCACAUAUGUUCACACUGAACAAUGCUGUGCAGCUCAUAGAUUCCUUUUGUGUCUGUGAAGCAGCUUAUCCAGCUGUCCUGGAAUACCAGAGAUGUGGAAUCAAGCUGACUUGGCAGCUCAGUGUUAGGACUCACUUGUAUUUAUAAAUGCUCUGUGAGUCACCCUGGAGGAGGACACGAGCCCAGUGAUUUAUGAAUAAAUAAUAUCGGCAAUAUGAAAAUCUCCCAGUGGAAUGUUUGACCUCGUGUUGAGGCAUGAUCUAAAGUGAAUUAAUGAGCUGCAUGAUCUGCAACGAUUUUAUAAGCUACAUUGUUGCCUCAAAUGAACAACCGAGUGGAUAGGUGCUCUCAAAUAAUCUGUAAGAGUGAAUUCUUUUUUUAAUGUAUGACCUAAUGAAAAAAAAAAAAUACAACCCAACUUCUCUGGGCAUGAUAAUUAAUUCCAUGACACUCCAAGGUAUGCCCUUCUACCAUCUGUUACUGACUGAGGUGUCUACGUGAGACCGGGAGUCUGGUAGACAUGCUGGAUGGGGCCCCAGUGUUGUCAGGGUGGGUGCUUAUGAAAUUGUGUGGUUUCCAUGGCAGAGACAGGACAGUGUCAACAGUGCAACAAGGAUGAGGACAUUGCAUUAUAUAACAGCAGAAGGGUCUCAUUGAAAUCAUAGUGUAUACACAGCCUUACCCCAAGCACUGACCAUUAAUCAGCAAUUACUUGUGUGGCAGAUUUGUUUGGUCAGUAUUAUGGUAUGGAAGAAAGGGAUCUGUCAAAGUUUGUGUAAAACUGAUGGUGAAACAAUCCUCUGCCUAAGAACAUUUAUUUUUAUCCUGUGCCAAUCUUUACGCCAUACUUUUCUUUUCAAUCUUUUUUUGUUUGCCAUUUUUCUCCUAUUUUCUCCCCAAUUUAGUUAUACCAAUUCCCUGUGUGCAUCACGGUCCUGGUAGAUGCGCUAUCCUUCUGUUGGUCUGGGGAGGGUGUAGACUACCACAUGCCUCCUCCAAUACAUGUGGAGUCGCCAGACACUUCUUUUCACCUGACAGUGAGGAGUUUCACUGGGAGAGUGUAACGGGUGCGGAGGUUCACGCUAUCUACCCCAGAUCCCCUCCCUGCUGAACAGGCACCCCAACCAACCAGUAGGAGUCACUUUAGUUUAUUGCUGUUUAUUUAUCUACAUAGAUAUCCCUUCAACAAGGUUGAACCUGUGUACAAUUACUAUUGUUAUCAUACCAACAUCAUAGUUGGUUUAUUCACAUCUCAGAACCUUUCACAUGCUGUGAACUAAUCAUAUGGCUAAUGUGUUACUCUUUAUCAUUCAAGGGCAAACCAGCGGGGAUAGUUCCAAAUCCACAACCCGGGUGCAGUGACCUUGCCCGCUGUCUACAGGACUGUAUGAGCAAGUGGUAGGGAUCUAGAUGGGUUGUUUAAGAGGCAAGUUGUCCUGGUUCAGAAAAAAGAGUGAUGUAUCAUGCCUUGUGUUAUGGUGCCCUCUGCUGUCAAGUAUUUCUUAAUAUUCAGAGCUGUUGAACUGCAAGUUCUGUCAAAUGCCUUUCCAUUAAAAUAUCUAUUGGAAAUGAUCUGUUUAAGUGUCAAUUACGCACGUAUUCUUUUAAUCGAUGUUUAAAUGAUUAAUAACCAAAAUAAAUACUCACUGAGCUCCGUCGCUUGUAAAUAUGAACCAUCAGCUGUUGGUACUAAAGUAAACCAAAUUUGUGAGACAUUAUCAUCACCUGCUAAAUGAUUAUAUUGGAUUCAGCUGUCGCUGAUUUACACAUAACAAACUGUUUAAAAACGGAAUUGCAUCUGCACUGGAAUUUCAGGAUAAUUCAAAGAAGGCAACUAUUUAACCAGUUCCUGUAACAUUUCACACAGCUAGCUCCUCGCCUCAGCGCUUCAGAAAAUUGAUCAGAAUUGCAGCAAAUCAAGAUCCUCCAAGGUUAUAAAAGUGCUCCUGUCAUUGAAUGUUUGGUUCUUUCUUCCCAAAUGGUGACAUUUUUGUGUUUCUGUAAUACUGUAUUAAUGUGGACUUUCUGUGGUUAGGUUGAGCGUUAUCAGUCUGCUGCUACGAUUUUGCAGUGGCCAUUUGCCGCCGCUGUGGGUUUCAGAUUAAAGCUUUGAAGACACUAUUUCAGUCAUUUGUCCAUUCAAGAUGUAAAGUGGAUGGAGACCAGAGGUGGACAGUCCAGCGGUCAGAAAGUAAAAGCCCUCCCAUGCAUUUCUUCCUCCCAUGAACUCUGCCAGCUGAUUUCACUAAAUCAGUGGUGUCAAACUCGUUGCCAUGGAGGGCCGUGUGUAUGCAGGUUUUCAUUCCAGCCUCAGAUCUUGAUUAUAUAAUUAGUUAAAUUAUUUGCUGAAUUAGGGAUGCAGGUUUGUGCACAAUGGUGACCCGACGUCUAUGGUGACCCGCAUUGUCUAAAUAAAAAUGUUCUUAUAUUCUGUGCUUCAAUGCAGUUAAACGCAUAUGGCUGAAUGAGUAAUUGGACUCAAUUAAGGCAGCAUUAAUUGGUUGGAAUGAAAACCUGCAUACACACGGCCCUCCAUGGCAACGAGUUUGACACCACUGCACUAAAUAGUC
Molecule: messenger RNA, 10857 nt
Organism: Anguilla rostrata (American eel)
Lineage: Eukaryota; Metazoa; Chordata; Actinopteri; Anguilliformes; Anguillidae
Product: trichohyalin-like
Exons: 6
Coding region: 169-1116 (315 amino acids)
Source: RefSeq, a predicted model, not a curated record